This is a messenger RNA of Prorocentrum cordatum, 1320 nucleotides long. The record is from the annotation of a GenBank genome assembly. Lineage: Eukaryota; Dinophyceae; Prorocentrales; Prorocentraceae.
UGACGAUAUUCAGUCUGGAAUGCUAACCCAUGUGAGCUGUAAGUAUGUGCGUUCGUUUGUAUGAGUGCCAGGGAGUUUGUAUAGUUGAGUUUCUGUCCAUGGCCAUUUGGGCACUAGGCACCUCUGUGUGUUAGGUUUGUCACAGAAACCUCCGAGUAUCGCAUCUAUCCGUCCACAUCGGCCUGGGUUCUGAGAGCAGUUGGAUUCAUAGUGGUAGCGGAGCCGGGUGUCUUCCUCGGCUCCAAUACGCUCUGCGCACUCUCGCUCUCGGAGCCCGCCGGUGUGCCAAGACAUGUCGGAGGCGCCGCCCGGUGAGGUUCCAGACGACGUAGAUGGAGCUGAAGGCCUGGGCGAGACCAGUCCCGCGGCGCCAGCGCUGUCCGCGAUGUCAAUCGAGGACUUCGGGAAGGUAGUCAAGCAGUUGGUGCGCGAAGGGCUUCGAGGGCAUGACAGAGGUGCCGACCGAUCACUAGCUCUCGCGCCCCAGGUCGAAGAUCGGUCAGUGCGAGCAGAACCUGCAGGGGGUGUUGAUCAGGAUCACGGGUGGCAGCCAGCCUCAGCGUUGGGAGGUUGGCAUACUCACCGGUGGCGAGAUCCAGCAGGUGACGCUCAAGGCGAUAGGUGGAAGGGGCAGCCCAGUGGAGAUCUUUGGCAUGAUGACGGCAGAGACCCCUGGACAGGGGACAACAGUAACACGGACGCCAAGCCACACCACGCAGAACAGCAGUGGAAGCAGGAGUCGUGGGGCUCCUAUGGCGGCAGUUGGACAAAAGGCUGGUGGCAGCAGGACGCCGGCAAGCGAGGAUACUUCACGGAUGCAGAAGCGUGGAUGGGCUGGCCCGACUACAGGUUGUGGAAGAGGAAGGUGUUGAGGUGGUCGAGGGCCACAGACGUGAUUCCCUCCAAAAAGGCAGAUCGGGUACUCAAGAUGUUGGAUGCCGAGUUGCAGCGCAAGCUCGAGUGCAUCACGGACGAGCAGCUCACCAGCGAGCAAGGCGUAGAGCACGUGCUCCGCCAGCUCGACCUCCUUUCCGGAGAAGAGCAUGAUGACGAGCGCAGACGGACCGCACGGGAAUGUUUGUUCCAGCACCAGAGGCGCAAUGCGGAGACGUCGACGUCUUUCGCGGCUCGUCUGGAUCACCAGUUCGACAGGAUAGCCGCUCAGGGGCUCGCCAUGCCGGACGAGUGGAAGGCCCUCUUCCUCGAGAGAGCGCGGCCCUGGACGACGCCAGCCUGCGCCUCAUCCGCGCGCCCACCAAGGGCGACGCGUCGCACUCGGCGGCGCUGGCGGCGAUUCGGGAGCUAGACAUCACCAAGAAG